Danaus chrysippus (African queen) is the source of this 1164-nucleotide messenger RNA. Lineage: Eukaryota; Metazoa; Arthropoda; Insecta; Lepidoptera; Nymphalidae. The record is from the annotation of a GenBank genome assembly.
AUGAAACUCGUUUUUAAAAACGUCGAAAAAGAUGGCAGUGGGAGUAUUGCACUUAUUCCCGAAGAGUCGGAAGACAUGUGGCAUGCUUAUAAUCUCAUUGCUGAAGGAGAUUCGGUGACGGCGUCGACUGUACGAAAAGUACAAACUGAAUCGUCGACUGGGUCUUCUACUAGCAAUCGAGUCCGAACGACCCUUACAAUAAGAGUAGAAAAUAUAGAUUUUGAUACUCAAGCCUGCAUGUUGCGGUUAAAAGGCCGUAACAUUGUUGAAAAUCAGUAUGUAAAGAUGGGGGCAUAUCACACUCUGGAUUUGGAGUUAAAUAGGAAGUUCACACUAUGUAAAAUACUAUGGGACUCUGUAGCUUUGGAGCGGGUUGAAAUGGCCUGUGAUCCGGCAGCCAGCGCAGAUGUAGCAGCUGUUGUGAUGCAGGAAGGUUUAGCACAUGUCUGUUUAAUCACACCAUCAAUGACACUAGUAAGAUCUAAGAUAGAUGUUACCAUACCUAGAAAACGUAAAGGUUUUGUCCAACAACAUGAAAAGGGUUUGAAUAAAUUUUAUGAUGCAGUCAUGCAAGGAAUCCUGAGACAUAUAGAUUUUAGUAUAGUUAAAUGUAUUAUCUUUGCAUCACCUGGUUUUGUUAAGGAUCAGUGUUUUGAUUACAUAAUGCAGCAAGCCAUUAAAACAGAUAACAAACUCCUAAUUGACAAUAAAUCAAAAUUCCUACUGGUGAAGGCAUCAUCUGGAUUCAAGCAUUCUUUAAAAGAGGUAUUGCAGGAACCAUCAGUUAUUAACAAAAUAUCUGAUACAAAGGCUGCAAGUGAAGUGAAACUUUUGGAGAGUUUCUACACCAUGCUUCAAUUGGAGCCAGCAAAGGCUUACUAUGGAAAGAAACAUGUGGAAAGGGCUAAUGAAGCUAUGGCCAUAGAAACUCUCAUGAUAUCUGACAAAUUAUUCAGAUGUCAAGACAUACAACAAAGGAAAGAAUAUGUAGCAAUCGUUGAUUCUGCCAGAGAUAAUGGCAGUGAUGUAAGGAUAUUUUCAAGCAUGCAUGUUUCAGGGGAACAAUUAGACCAACUUACUGGAAUAGCGGCAAUACUACGUUUUCCAAUGCCAGAACUAGAAGAUAGCGAUGCGGAGGAUGAAAGUGACUCUGAUUCUGACUAG